AUGGAAGCCAUGAUGUCUCAGGCAAACUGUACCCAGAACCCAAGUUGUAGAAUCAUGACCUUCUACCCAACUGAAGAAGAGUUUAAUGAUUUUGAGAAAUAUAUUAUUUAUAUGGAAUCUCAAGGUGCACACAGAGCAGGUGUGGCCAAGAUAAUCCCCCCCAAGGGGUGGGAAGCCAGGAAGACCUAUGAUGACAUCAGUGACAUCCUAAUCCCCUCUCCCCUCCAGCAGGCAGUCUCAGGCAGGGCUGGUGUGUUCACUCAAUACUCCAAGAAGAAGAAGGCCAUGACGGUUGAGGAGUAUCGCCACCUAGCGAACAGUGCUAAAUAUCAGGCACCCCCACACUCAGAUGUUGACGAUUUGGAGCGAAAAUUCUGGAAAACCCGGCUCUACAGUUCACCGAUCUAUGGCGCUGAUGUCAACGGCUCCUUAUUUGAUGCAAACACCAAGCAGUGGAACCUCAGACACCUGGGAACCAUUCAGGAUCUGCUGGAGCAGGAGUGUGGGGUGGUCAUCGAAGGCGUCAACACACCCUACCUGUACUUUGGCAUGUGGAAGACCACGUUCGCGUGGCACACUGAGGACAUGGACUUGUACAGUAUCAACUAUGUGCACUUCGGGGAGCCCAAAACAUGGUAUGCAGUGCCCCCGGAGCAUGGCUGGCGCCUGGAACACCUGGCCAAGAAGCUCUUCCCGGCCAGUGCCCACAGCUGCGGGGCCUUCAUGCGGCACAAGGUGGCCCUCAUGUCUCCCACUGUCCUCAGGGACAACAGGAUCCCCUUCAGUCGCAUCACGCAGCAGGCUGGUGAGUUCAUAGUGACAUUUCCGUACGGGUACCAUGCUGGCUUCAACCAUGGCUUCAACUGCGCGGAGGCCAUCAACUUCGCCAUGCCGCGCUGGAUCGACUAUGGCAAAGCGGCCUCUCAGUGCAGCUGCGGGGAGGCCAGGGUCAGCUUUCCCAUUGAUGUCUUUGUGCGCACCCUGCAGCCCGACCGCUAUGAGCUCUGGAAGCGCGGGCAGGACCGGGCAGCUGUGAACCAUGUGGUGCCCACUGCAAUGGGCAGCCAGGAGCUGGGCGCCUGGAAGGAGGUGUGGGCGACCAGGAGAACUGCUCUGGGCCUCCGGGACCUGCCGCCCCGCCGCUCACUGAGCCCUGCCAGGCAGGUGGCCGCGGGGCGAGGGGGCCACCGCCGUGCCCCUAGGCUCCCCACGUCUCAGCGCAGCGUGCGGGCCUCUGCUCCUACCUCUGUGGCUCAGGGCGGGGACGCCUCUUCUCAGUCCCCAGAACGCAGCUCAGCCCUGCUGACAACCCAGGGCCCAUCCGACCUGGGUCUCCACCCAACUGGCAGGCGUGGUCCUGGCCGUCGUCCUCGGGAGCAGGGGACUCAGGAGCUGACUGACCAGGCCCCGGCCAAGAGGCGCCUCUUGCUCAGCACAGCAUGCGUAGCUCAGGAUCCCGAUGCUCAGGCCCUGUCUUUGGACAGACCCUCACUGGACAACACUGCACCACUGAGCCCUGCGUCCCCGCAUUCUGCUAAGGCUUCCGGGUGCUGCAGUGUCCCUGCACCCUAAGCCCAGGGGACGUUUUGGUAGCCCACUUCUCUUACGUGUGGAGGCUCCCUAAGACUGAGCACAUGUACACCUCAGAGCCUUUGCAACGUGCGGUGCUGCCAUGGGACCUGCUGAGUCCACAUUAUUUACAACAAACAGCUUAUUCUUCCUCCCAGACACCAUUACCUCUUUUGACACUGCUGAUUUCUCUGUUACCUAUGAGGUUUCAUCCACUGGAUGCUUGUCUCUGCAAAUGAGGCCCCACAGACAUUGCCAAAGCCUGACUGCACCUAAACCCCCAUUCUCUCAGCCAGCUCUGGGUGCUGCUGUGAUUUGGAUGAAUCCUGGACUUUGGUUCCCCUCUGAUCUCUUCCCUUCCCUCUUUCCCUCUCCUCCCCACUUUCUUAGAAGACCAGGCCCUUUUGACCAGUUAGGUCUGUAGAGGCUCAGAAAAUAAUUAUGUUUCUGAGUCAUUGGUGCCUUUAAAAUGU
Messenger RNA from Manis pentadactyla (Chinese pangolin), 2042 nucleotides. RefSeq names its product lysine-specific demethylase 4D-like. Gene Ontology annotation, biological process: chromatin remodeling. Lineage: Eukaryota; Metazoa; Chordata; Mammalia; Pholidota; Manidae. The record is from RefSeq and is a predicted model, not a curated record. The coding region runs from base 1 to 1572 and encodes 523 amino acids. Gene Ontology annotation, molecular function: histone H3K9 demethylase activity. Gene Ontology annotation, cellular component: nucleus. The transcript has a single exon.